GUGAGUCCGAGUUGAGGUCCAAGUCCAAACCAAACCACAUAGUUGUGGGUCUUUCCAAUCUCCACCUCUCUUUCUGUCUUCUUUCUCUGAGAAAAAAGAGAGAGAUCAAAGAGAGCGAGGGAGUCUAGGGACAAAGAAGGGGGCUUUGCCUUUUUGGGGAGGAAGAAGAACUGAACCAAUUAACAUGGAAAGCAUAAGUGGAUGGCAAGUUCGUUUAUUAGGUGGAAUUGCUUCAUGGGUCGUUUUUUCUUCAAUGCUAAACGUGACCGGCAAAAUUAGAUCUUUGACUCAACCUUGGGUUUCUCAUCAAGUCAUCUCCGGCACUCCCAUUAGUCUCAAGAUCCAGAAAUAUCAGCAUGGAUUUUUGGAUGGUUUGUUUACUGCGCUAUCUUGUGUUGUUUCUGUGCCUUUCUACACUGCUUUUCUUCCCUUGCUUUUCUGGAGUGGGCAUUGCAAAUUGGCUAGGCAGAUGACUCUUUUGAUGGCCUUCUGUGAUUAUAUAGGGAAUUGUAUAAAGGAUGUCGUUGCAGCUCCUAGGCCCAGUUCACCACCUGUAAGGAGAGUAACUGCCACAGAGGAUGAGAAGGAAAAUGCUAUGGAAUAUGGAUUGCCUUCUUCACAUACUCUUAACACUGUCUGCUUGUCUGGGUAUCUUUUGCACUAUGUCUUAUCCUAUGCUGAAAUUAGUGAUAUCUUCACACAAUUAGUUGGAUUAGCCACCAUCUGCUUGGUUGUUGGUCUCAUUGGUCUGGGAAGGAUUUACCUUGGCAUGCACAGCUUGAUCGAUGUCAUUGGUGGUCUAAUAAUUGGCUUGGGAGUCCUGGCAAUAUGGUUAUCCAUUCAUGAAUAUAUAGAUGCUUUUGUAGUUUCAGAACAGAAUGUUUCAACCUUCUGGACUGUCCUUAGCUUGUUGUUGCUGUUUGCUUACCCAACACCAGAGUUUGCAACUCCAAGUUUUGAGUAUCACACAGCCUUCAAUGGUGUUGCACUCGGAAUAGUAAUCGGGAUCCAGCAGACUUAUCAUCAUUUUCACCACGAAGAUGUUCCACGCCUCUUUACAUCUGAUUUAGCUAUUCUAGCAUUUCUGGGUAGAGCUUUGGUUGGAAUUCCCACUAUACUGCUUGUAAAGUUUUGCAGCAAGGCUCUUGCCAAAUGGAUUCUUCCCAUAGUGGCUAAUAUCUUGGGCAUCCCAGUUAAAUCGACAAGCUACAUCCCAACACUAAGUGUUUCUGCCAUGAGUAAAAAGUCAGAUGGGACAAGACAAGCAGGUUAUCUACAGAAAUUGCUCUUUUUCUCCCACCAGGAGACAUUUGAUGUUGACACUGGUAUAAGGCUUCUUCAAUAUACUGGCCUUGCAUGGUCUGUGGUGGAUCUUGUUCCAUAUGUUUUCUUCCGUCUUGGCUUGUGACCACCAUUCUUGUAGAAUAGAAAGCCCCCUCAUCUGUUUCCUCAUUUUCUUGAGGCCCUUUUUGGGUAUGAUCAGGAAUGUAUUUUUGUGUUUAUAUCAUAGCCAUCUGAUAUAUUCAUUGAACACUUUGUACAGUUUAUGAAUCCGUAAUAUGGAAAGGAGUACCUGCAGUUUUGCUACUGUUAAAGACUGAGGUUUUGUUUGAUAAAAAACGUUAAAGCAUUUAUUUUGGAGUCAGUGGCUUCUUUGUAAUGCUAACAAUUAAAGGACUGAUUCAGGCCAAGAUUGUUAAUUCAUUAGUAUUUACUUC
Molecule: messenger RNA, 1718 nt
Organism: Coffea eugenioides
Lineage: Eukaryota; Viridiplantae; Streptophyta; Magnoliopsida; Gentianales; Rubiaceae
Product: lipid phosphate phosphatase delta
Exons: 8
Coding region: 185-1408 (407 amino acids)
Cellular component (GO): endoplasmic reticulum membrane
Molecular function (GO): sphingosine-1-phosphate phosphatase activity
Source: RefSeq, a predicted model, not a curated record